AUGCAAGACAGUGAAGACGAUCUUUCUCUUGGCGAUAUUUUCACGGAACCCCCCCGUCCACCAACACCCCCGCCAACCUUUGCAACAUACACUCGAAGCACCUUUCCCGAUCUCAAAAUCCGCCUGGUAGGAUCCCAUCCGCUAUGGGCUCAUCAUCUAUGGAAUGCCGCAUUAGCGUUUGCAUCAUAUAUAGACUCAAAUCCAGAGAUAACACGUAAUCGAUGCAUCCUCGAACUAGGAGCUGGGGGAGGCCUCCCAGGACUUGUCGCUGUGCAGAAUGGUGCUAAAAAAGUUGUACUGACAGAUUACCCGGAAGCAGUCCUGAUCGAUAACUUAGAUUUCAACGUGAGACAAAAUUUGUCUCUUGAUGAGCAGGAUCGGGUCGAGACGCAGGGAUACAUCUGGGGUCAUCCCGUAAACAACAUAAUCCGCGCACUUCCAAAGGAUGCCUCGACUGGAUUUCACUUGAUCAUUUUAUCAGACUUAAUAUUUAACCACUCGCAGCAUGACGCCUUACUGAAGACUUGCGACACGUGCUUAGCUUCUCGCUCCCCAAGCGAUGAUGAUUCCAUUGCACCAUGCGUGUUGGUCUUCUACUCCCAUCAUCGACCGCAUUUGGCAGACCGGGAUCUUGAAUUUUUCCGCAAAGCUCAGGGAGCAGGCUGGUUUUGCGAGGAGAUAGUGACGCGAAAAUAUCCGCCCAUGUUCCCGGAAGAUCCAGGCGAAGAGGAAGUUCGUGCCACAGUACAUGGUUGGAGGAUGACCAAGGGGAAUGUCGACGAUUUUACUCACUAAACGAUGGUCUAGCACACCAAUUAAGUCUGUUUCGGUUUUAGGUAGGUGCUAUAGCACCUCUCAUCACUUGUAAGACUUGCCAUCACACAUGCCACAUAAUACGGUCACACCCAUACUAGGAUCCAGCAAGUAAUC
This is a messenger RNA of Suillus clintonianus, 930 nucleotides long. Its product is annotated as putative methyltransferase-domain-containing protein. Gene Ontology annotation, molecular function: protein-lysine N-methyltransferase activity. Lineage: Eukaryota; Fungi; Basidiomycota; Agaricomycetes; Boletales; Suillaceae. The coding region runs from base 1 to 795 and encodes 264 amino acids. Gene Ontology annotation, biological process: peptidyl-lysine dimethylation. The record is from RefSeq and is a predicted model, not a curated record. The transcript is spliced from 7 exons.